Molecule: messenger RNA, 7108 nt
Organism: Bacillus rossius redtenbacheri
Lineage: Eukaryota; Metazoa; Arthropoda; Insecta; Phasmatodea; Bacillidae
Gene: opm
Product: transmembrane emp24 domain-containing protein 1
Exons: 6
Coding region: 191-880 (229 amino acids)
Biological process (GO): intracellular protein transport; Golgi organization; endoplasmic reticulum to Golgi vesicle-mediated transport
Cellular component (GO): endoplasmic reticulum-Golgi intermediate compartment; Golgi apparatus; endoplasmic reticulum
Source: RefSeq, a predicted model, not a curated record
UUAUUCAAGCCUUGGUCUUUGGCUUUCCGCUGGAGACCAUAAUUAAAAAAAAAAAUUCAACUUCUUAACUCAAUUAUAGUGUAGGAAAAAUGUGUUUUUGUCAAGUUAUCACAUGGCAAUGUUUGUUUUUCUUGAUGCUGAGAGGGUUUGGUUUUGUUUAAAAUAAUUGGGUAAAAUUUUGCAUAAUAAAAUGGGGUUUUACGAAUUUUUAACAUCAAUGUCUUUCUUUUGUAUAGUUGUUCAUGCAGUUUAUUGUCUGGAAAAAGAUAUGACCAUAAGUAUACAACCAAAAAAAGAAGAGUGCUUUUUUGAAAAUGUUUCUGCCGGUCAGGUUAUGGAAUUAGAGUAUCAGGUAAUAGAUGGCGGGCAAGGUGAUCUGGAUAUAAAUUUUCGAUUUAUUUCACCAUCCGGUAAUGUUAUUACAUCAGAUAUCAAAAGAAUGGAGAACGUUAUCAGGGUUGGUGCAACUGAAGAGGGCCAUUACCAGAUGUGCUGGGAUAAUUCUUUCAGUCAUUUCAAUAGCAAGACAGUAUUUUUCGAAAUUUUAAUUGACGAAGAUGAUGAUGAAGAUGUUUGGGAUCACUUUGACGGCUUGUCACCAGAAGAGUAUUAUGACAUGAAAGUGCAAGAUAUACAGACUGUACUCGAUCAAGUUCGUACAAAUUUAAAUAAAAUACAACAUCUUCAAGAUUUAUUAAAAGCAACUGAAGCACGAGAUCGAAGUAUUGCAGAAGGAAAUUUUGUUCGGGUCAACUACUGGUCUAUGGUCCAAAUAGCAGUGAUGAUUAUGGUGGGCCUUAUACAGGUUGUGAUGGUGCGAAAUUUGUUUGAUGACAACUCUAAAGUUUCAAGACUUUUGAAAGGAAAACUGUCUUCUUGACAAACUCUGAAUGUUGUUCUCGCAUCAAGAAUUUGGCAUCCAUUCAUGAAAAUGUUGGUCAUCACAUUAUUGAGCUGGUGCUCAACAAUAAAGACUGUCUUCCGUAGGUGUUAGAUUUGUAGACUUACCAAGUCUGAACAAGGUACAGGUUAUGGCUUGGUAACCAUUAAAUGCAGUGAGGCACGUUCAAAAGCCACAUUUAUUUUUUGAAGAACAAGUUAUAGCUUAUAUGCAAAGCACUGACAGUACAUUCAUCUAGGUCAUAAUACUAAAUCUUCUGUAAUAAUUCUCUUUAUAGGGUCAUUUAAGGGCUUCAUACACUUUGAAUCUAAAAUAAAGUCAGUACUGAUAUAGGAUUUAGGUGCUGCAUUAAUAAGUAUUUUGACACAAGGAACCUGUGAUCUGCAAUGCUUCUAUGGCAUCAUAGCAUUCCACAAUAUUGAAAUAAUGUCUGCAGGUGUGCUAGUCACUUUGGGUGUCACCUAUGUCAAAAGCAAUGUAAUGCAGGAAAAUAGCAGAACAUGGGUUUCUGAUAUCAAUAUAUUUGUUCAAAACACUGCCUACUAUUGUUAAAGGUUCAUGGUACAAAGUAGGGUUUCGCCGUGGCACACUGCUGGAAUAUUUAUAACCCACACUUUAUAAAUUACUGAAGCUGUUAAAAUAAACCAGUUAUUACUAACAGACCAGUGUCCCUUCAUCCUUAAAAAAGAAAAUAAUAUUGUGAUAGUAGGUUUUUUUCUAAUUUAUUUAGUAUGUAGUUAGUAUAAAUGAUAGUUUUUCCAUUUAUAAAAAUGCAAUGCAUCAUCUGGGGUUAGUUGUCCACACCUUGAUCUUGUUUAAUGUUACACAUAAUAUUUUACAGGCUCCAGGUGUGUAUUGAAAAUUAUUUUUGAUAAUUUGUGGAAUGUUCGGUCAGAAUUACUAUUUUAAACAAAGGCCAGGACUGACCUCACAUGAUAGCAAAGUUAAGUUGUCAUUUUUGAAAAAAAAUCUGUGUAAAGGUGGGAUUCCUAUGCAGUGUCUGACGCAAAGCACUGCUGCAAAGGAAUUUUAUGGAAAUGUUGCGUCAUCCGCUGCAUAGAGAUCCCACCGUAAUGUGGUCACAAGUCAGUGUGUUCUUGAUGUAUUGUUGAAACUCAUUGAACACAAGUGGAGAGUUAAAAAAAAUAUGUAUUUAUUUGAAUGAAAGUGGAAAUACUUGCUGCAUAUAUAUGUUUUACAAAUACAUUUUUUGUAACAUAAAUUUUUGUACACACAAAUGUGUUAGUAAAUCAUAAUUCAGCCAGUAUACAUAAAUUGAAUAGAGUGUAGUAAGUCAAUUGUUACCAAAGUUGCCAUUUUAAUGCUGUGCUUUUGCUGUAAAGAAUGCACAAAAUAAUCUACUAUAUUUGUGUUAAAUUGUAUAAUAACGCUUGUUACUCAUAGUAUCAAGUAAAUGUAAAUUUGAAGUUUGGUUUGCUAUUUUGUAUUUAACUGAUAUAAAAAAUGUUUAAAUUGUUAAAUGUUGCUUUUUAUAAUUUUUGUUAAAUAUUUAUUAUUUAUUGUGAUACAUAAAAUGCAGAAGCCAUAAGGGAAUUUUUCUCUCUCUAGAUUAGUUAAAAUACCUAGGAAUUAGUCUGUAAUUUAUAUUGUAUCAAGUGUCAUUGCAUGUAAAUAGCUGGCUAGAACAAUCAAAACACUCUAAAGAAUACUUUAAAACCUAACCAGAUAAAUUGCAAAGGCAAAAGUAAGUGAAGAUAAGCAUAAAACAAACAUUAAAUUGUUAUAAUGUAUUAUAGUGUGUGUCCUGGUGAGGAGAUUCAGGUGGCCACUCAAUCAGAGAAGGUAGUCACAGGGCCAGUGUAUGGUUGCCUUCAAUUGCACGGAAUUUCUUCAAGUCAGGUCUCUUGAUGAGCAGGUCCUAUAACUUGAUCUAUUAGCAAGGCCAAGGGGAUAAGGGAUGGUCUCAUUAUAGUUUAGAGCCUGUUGUAUUUUGGCCUCUGCGGUAGUUCUUGUUGUGAGGCUAUGAUAAUUACAUUUUCUAUUAAAAUUAAUUAAUUCUUCAAACAAAAAAAAUUAAAUUAUUAUUCUAGCUGGUAACAUUAUUAAAGAUAUUGUAGAAUUCAGUAGAAAGUAACAAUAUAAAAUAUUAAAUUUGUGUUUGUAGAGACUAAAGAUUGAAUAUUCUAUGUCAAAAACAAAUAAUAAUACCAUCCAUGAGAUGAUAAGAUUGUUUGUGUAUGUAACUCAAAAUGCAACCACUAUUCCGUGGUACAAAAGCAUAUAAAAAAUAUUCAAGUUCACAAAUAUAAGUUCUAUGCUACUCAUGAGGCAGGCACUACAUACAAGGUAGGUACUACAUACAGGUAGGCGACUACAUAUUCUGUAGGUGGUACAUGAAUGUGUGUUAUUGUACAGAAUGUUCCACUAAUUUUAUCUUGCAGUGUAAGAAUGGUUACAAUUACUGCUGGACAAAGUAGUAAAUGGGAAACUCUUUACUAAUGAAUUCUUUUGAUUUAUGCCGUAGGAAUGGUGGAAAAUUGGCCUGUAAAUGAACCCAACAUUAAAAUGAAACAUGUUGCUAGAUACUAAUGCUGCCUGGUGGUGUCAUGCUUUGAUAUGACCAUCCCCCCCCCCCCCCCCCCAACCAGGUUGAAGUGUGACUCAUCUGAAAAAGUAUGGUGUUGCCAUUCUCGCACUGGUCCUGGCAUACUGCAUACUUGAUGUAUGAUGGUUAGGGACCCCAGAAAACUGUAAAUAAAAUUGACCAAUUCUGUGUACAAAUAAGGCAAAAGGGGGUGUAAAAAAUUUAAGUUGGUUAUAAAAUUUGGAAUCAAAUUUUCAUUUUGACCUUUUACUCCCUUAAAAUUUGUAUUCUGUAUCCUAUGAAUUGAAACUUAAUAAUUUUUGGUAAUUCAGAAUAAAAGCUCUCUUUUUCCAUAAAAAAAAAUUCCAAUUUUUUUUUUUUUUUACUUCCUGACAUUUUUUUACAAUCAUUCUCUAGGAAAGCGUUUUGAUACUUUAAGCAGUUUACCGUUUUAAUGAGUAGUUAGGAUAGAUACAUUAAAAGUACUGUAAAAUUGUGUGACCAGUUGGUUAAGUUGCUACAUAAAGAUUACUGUGAAAUGGUGUGAAUGUUUGGUUAGGUUAGUUGCAUUAAAAAUACUAAAAAUUAGUAAGGAUGGUUGGUUAGGUUAAGUUACCUAGGUACAUUUAAAAUUGGUAAUUCAUAAUGAUUUUACACUAUUUUUAUUAUAGCUAAUCAAAUUUAACCCACCAUCCACACAAUUUUAAUGUAUUUUAAAUGAUGUUAAUGUAACCUAACCGACAAUCCACAAUAUUUUUAAGUAUUUUCAAUAGAGCUAACCAAACCCACCCAACCAUUUUCACAAUAUCACAGUAUUUGUAAUAUAUAUAUAUAUAUAUAUAUAUAUAUAUAUAUAUAUAUAUAUAUAUAUAUAUAUAUAUAUAUAUAUAUAUAUCCUAACCGCUUCUUAAAGUGGUAAACUACUUAAAGUAUCACAGCACCCUUUUAGAAAUGUUUGGGGAAAAUGUCAGGAAAUUAAAAAAAAAUAAAACCCUUUUAAAUUUAAUUUUUACCUUCAGAAAAGUGGCCGCUAAGACUGCUGGACAUCGCUUCUAAAGUCAAUUUGAGAUAACCCUAAUUCAAAUUCAUGCUGUUAACAAUUUAUGAUUAUUACAACAUUAAUUAACUUAAGCCUGCAUAACACAUAGUGAAUUUAUGUCUUAAGAUUACUGUUAAAAAUUAUUAAAUAUUUAGGCGGUCUUAUUUAGUUACUUACCUAGUUCGGGUCUGUUUCUGUAGAAGUAUAACUUAAAUAAAAUAAACCCAUAGAAUGUUUAAGGGGCUCUGAAACUAACUUUUAACUUGGAGAUAAAAGAAAGCAAGUUUACAAUAUUAAUUAAUGGUUAAUAAGGGGAUGAGACACUGACACUACUGCACCCUCUUGUGGUAGUUUGUUGGAUUAGUGGCGCACUAUUCCAAACACACAUCACACGCAAGUCGCUGGCGGAAGGUUUUUAAACCAUGAGGAAAAUCUUACCAAGUGUUUUGCAAGUUGUUUAAAUGCAGUAAUACUUACCUUUGACUCCAGUCAGAACGUCACAACUGUGCAAGCACAGGUUUAGUAUCAUUAGCUUGCACAGUGAGGUAAAGAAAUUUUAAACAAAAAAAUUUGUAUGUUAAUCAAAUGGAGUUAUUACUUUCCUUUGCUAAAAGUCUCAACUGUACAAGUGGGCCCCGAGUCAUUUGAACAUCACUUUUUGAUGAUACCGUUAAAGUUUAAUGGCAUUGUAAUUUGAAUGGAUGUUUUUAUUGUCUAACGUGUAUGAAAAAACAACAAACCAAAGGACAACACAAAAUUACAGUACCUAGGAAUCAACAGAGAUCCAAGCAGUCAAAUAAAUGACAUAAACACAGAACACAUUAAUUUGAAAUUAAAAAACAGAAUACAAAACAUCAAAAACAGUCAUUUGGUUGGUCUGUGCAGUCCUGUUAGGCAAUAUAAAAUAUCCAUUAAGUUUUUUAUGCUAAUUUUUUUUAGGUGUUUGAGUUUUUCUGUCCAGCAGUUUAUUUACAUGGUAGUACUUUGAGCAUUAGAAGUUGCACAUUUUAAUAUUAUGUCUCAUUGAUUUUAGUCAUAUAAUAUUUUUUUUAUUGGCAUAUAAUUUAACUGUAAGCACAGGUAUAUAUUUUUUAUUUACCCAAGUUGUUUUACUAUUAAAUGGUCACAUUGUGUUUUCAAUAAUUAUUUUGACUUUAUGUAUGCUAAUUCAUCACUAUAAUUUAUGUCUGUUUAGUGGAUAAUAAGCUCACCAGACAAAAAUUAGUCACCCCUGGUGAAAAUAUUACAAGUAUAAUUUAAUACUGUGUAAAUCCGCCUCUGAACUUGGUAACCUUUUGGAUUCGGUUAGGAAGUGAGUCCACAAGGUUGAGCAGGUACGUCACAUCCAGUUUAAGCCACUCGCUGAGGAUUAGAUUGUGCAAUUCCACCAAACUGCAGGGAUGCUGAUGUUGGCAUUUUGUCCGCUGUUGCAAUAUGUCUCACAGAUUUUCAUGGGGUGAUUUUGCAGGCCAAUCAAAAUGUAAUAGGGUGAGGGAGUGUUUAUAAAAUCAGUCACAUAUGUAUCCAGCUUGUGAACUUGGCUGUUGUCAUCUUGAAAAAUCGGGGUGUACUCAUCAUGUAUAUGUUGACUGAAAGGCAACACCUGAUCACCCAGAAUGUUUAAAUAAACAUGCUGGUUCAUGUUACUUGUCACUGCAGUGAGCGGGCCCAACACAUGAUACAAAAAACACCCCCAAAACAUCACAGACUCACCUCCAGCUUGAACCUGACCCUGCACACAUCCAGGAUGAAAUAUUUCAUUUGGCCUUCGGUACACCCGACGAUGUGUGUCAUUAGAAUACAGGCGUGAUUUGUCAGACUACAUUAUGUUCUGCCAGUCAACUGCUGUCCAUGUUCAAUGAUUUCUAGCCCAUUGAAGAUAUGCAGCUUUAUGUGCCCUUGUGAGCAAUGGCCUCUUGCGAGGUGACCGACUCCAAAUGUUCAUUGCAUGCAGUUCCAUUCACGAUUUUCUCUCACUAACAGGUUGGGAUGGACCUUCAUUCACUGACUACAGCAAUUCCUGUCGAGUUUGGAAGUGAUUUUGAUUCACAAGCCGUGAAACGCGUCUCCGGUCCCUCUCAGUCAGGAUCUUUUUCCGACCACAAUUCUGAUGUCGUUUUUCAUGGCCACGUGUAGUACACCACUGCUUGUAGACACGUUGAACGGACACCAACAUAUCCAGCAACUUCACGCUCCGUAUGGCCAUGGGUAGGGCCAAACACGAUUGCCCCUUUUUGCCACUCUGUCACAUCCUUUAAUCUACCCAUGUUGCUUGAAACAUCAAUGUCUCACUGAUCGCUACUGCCUUAUGCUCACCUAGAGGCAAAGCAUGUGCGGCUGAGCAUGGGAUUUAUUUGCUGCUCCAUCUGUACAGGCUUAAUGAUCCAUCUGUGCGUGCAUACUAGGGUGACUAAUUUUUUGUCCGGUGAGCUUAAUUAUUAUGAUAGAAUUCUCACCAAAUAUUUAACUGAGUAGGUUAAGGCCUUAAAAUGUAUAUUGCAUGUGUGUUUUUAAUGCUACACAAAUAUGGUUUAUAAUAUUUGUAACAUGUUUACAUGUACAGUUUGCAUCUGCAACAGUGUGAUAGUUUUUUGAGCAAUAAAAAUACGAAAUUUUUAGCGUA